AUGCAGCAAUAGUAUCUGAGCCUACUCCGUGUUUUGUAGCUGAUCAUCACACUCACUUCAUUUAUUUUGGGAUCUGAGACAACCAUUGACAUAUAUAUAAGACAACGAGCACCUGCCAUAGGUUAACUUGCACGUGACGUUACGCAAUGAACGUUACAGUGACAGAGUGACUUCCUUCUCGCAGCUAAAACAAGCUAGCUUAGCUAGCUAGCUCAGUGGGCUAAGUCAAACUUCUCUGGGUUUCUCUCCGUUGAGAAGCAAAGAGCUUGACCGAAGUGGACUGUGUCUGCGUGUCCAGCAGGUCAGAUAUUUCACCAGCUCCUUAUCAACUUCGUGUAGCUACUUAAAAUGGCUUUAGUAACCGCGUUAAGAAGACUGUCUCACGUCAGGUUACGAGAAUAUUCCUGGAGGACGGCGGCAGUAACUUCGAGUGCUGGUGCCUGGCUGACUGGUCAGAGGAGUUUUACCACCGGCACACAGUCUCUGAGGUCAGACAACAAGGUGACGGUCCACUUCAUCAACCGAGACGGGGAGAAGGUCACAGCGAAGGGGUCGCCGGGAGACUCCCUGCUGGAUAUUGUCAUUAAUGAAGACCUUGACUUUGAUGGCUUUGGGGCAUGUGAGGGAACCUUGGCGUGCUCCACGUGCCAUCUGAUCUUUGACGAGGACGUCUACAAGACUCUGGGGCCAGUCACAGACGAGGAGAUGGACAUGCUAGAUUUAGCCUACGGCUUGACUGACACAUCUCGCCUGGGUUGCCAGAUCUGUCUGACGAGGUCUCUGGAGGGCUUGGUGGCCAGGGUUCCGGAGAGUGUAGCGGACAUCCGACAGAGCAAAGACGGAUCCUCUUAACCCGCGGCGGGGCGACGUGGCUGUAGACAUUGUGCCCGGUCAGGACUGAGGGAAUGUGCACAGGGACGAUGGUGGGUGUUAAUCUGUCAGCACUGCUGGACUGCCACAACAUUAUUAUUAUUUUUUUUUUUAUGAAAAUACUUCCAAGUCACCGACAACAAGAGCCAGCUUUUAAUAACCAGAAUGUAACAAUACAGGAUUUGGACUCGCAAAUCCAUUUUUAUUUUUUAUUUUAUAGAAAGUAAAACUACAUAGGCAAGAGUUUUAGAGUAAACUCUGUAACCAUUAGAGAACCUUGCCAUCCUAGUGUGAGGAAGUAUGGCAAAAUAUUACGACAUAAACUCUAAGCUAAGACAAACCUAUGAUAUCAUAUCCUUAUAAACUCUUCAUGUUAAUCCUAAUCACUUAAAAAACUUGUAUUAGUUACUAUGACUGAUACAUGAACAUCACUUUGCAGACUGCAACAUGUGCUAGUUUGUGGCUGUGCCUUCGAUUAUCUAAGAAAGUAUCUUUUGAUUUUCUUGUUACUAUGACUGAAUUUACAAGAUUCUCUCUUUGUGUGUAAAUGCAGUCAUUAUCACUGAACAAGGAAAAGGUCCACCGCUAAAAGACUACACAGCUGACUGCAGCCUGUGAAGGAAAUGUUUGUGAACCAAUGCAACUAACAGUUCUUGACGCCUCAGAGAUUGUGCUGAUGUCCCCCAAUAUUUUAUUCUACAUAUGUAUACCCCUACUAUUGUUGGUUUGAUCAGAUCCUUUAUGUAACCGUAUAAUUCAGUCAUGUGAUUGUACAUAGCUAGAACACACACAUAUAUAUCUAUGUAUAGAAUGAAAAAUAAUGUAAUAAAAAAAUCACCUUUCUAAUGGCGUGUUGAACUGUCAGUUUUUUCAUGUUUUUAUAUAUUCAGUUUGAAAAUAUCUUGUUUCUAGCAUGUCCUUAUUUCCCCCUACCGAUAACCACAACCGUAAACCAAUAAUUACAUCAAACGUUAAUCAGGUCAUUUUAUUUGCAAAUGCAGGUUCUUUUAGGCUUGUUAACACAGCGUAUGAAUACAUGUAUAUAGAAAGGAGGCAUAGACAAUAUAAUAAAGCAACAGUCUUAUGGCCUAUUUAAACAACAUUUUGAGCUGCAUAAAAUAUAAAGCUUGAAAAACAUCCUUGGGGGGUCAUAUUUACAUAAUAGAAACAUUGCGACAGGACACAUUUGAUUAAUUCAAAUCAAUACAGGCAUGUGUGAAAACCACAUUGUUGGCAACAAAUAGAAAAUCAAGGAUCAUACCUACAAAUUGUUCUACUGCGUGUAUGUACUGCUGUAUGUGCUGGAACACGACCUUUCAUAUGUCACGUGUGCUAAUGCUGAGAAGCGUUUGAAAUGUGUAUAGUGUUAAAAAAAAAAAAAAAAAAA
Molecule: messenger RNA, 2257 nt
Organism: Perca fluviatilis (European perch)
Lineage: Eukaryota; Metazoa; Chordata; Actinopteri; Perciformes; Percidae
Gene: fdx1
Product: ferredoxin 1
Exons: 4
Coding region: 349-852 (167 amino acids)
Biological process (GO): P450-containing electron transport chain; positive regulation of oxidoreductase activity
Cellular component (GO): mitochondrion
Molecular function (GO): 2 iron, 2 sulfur cluster binding
Source: RefSeq, a predicted model, not a curated record